AUAUUCUCUAUCUAUCUAACUACUACCUAACCUAACAAUUAUUGAUCGCAUUUCCCAUUUGUACGCACUGUGGAGAGACAGCCUUAACCUAGGUCAAGUUUCAACAUUGAAGCUUCAAGUCAAUGAAUGCAUUAUAAUAAUACCUAGUAAUCAAUUGGUUCAACUAUCAUCCUCCAUCCUCCACUGACUAUGGCGACCAAGCUCUGCAGAGGCAGAGCUCUCGCCUCAACUUUGCGACCCACGAAACCUUCGUUAUCAUCCCGAAAUGAGCAGAUUGUACGUUGCAUCGCCUCGACUGCUCGACAAAAUAUCGUUAUGCCCAAGGAUGUCUCGAACAUGAGAAAGGCACCGCGAGACCACCCCAAGGAGCUCAAAGUUCCCCUCGUCAACCCCGCCGACAAGUAUGCCACCAAGGCUGAUCAGCUCCAUCGUUACGGAGCUUGGCUCAUGGGCUGCAUGCCUAAAUAUAUCCAGCAGUUCUCUGUCUGGAAGGAUGAGCUGGUCAUCUAUAUUCCGCCCUCCGGCGUUAUACCUGUCUUUUCUUUCCUCAAGUACAAUACGGCCGCCGAGUUCACCCAAGUCAGUACCAUCACUGCCGUGGACUUCCCAACCAGAGACCAGCGAUUCGAGAUUGUCUACAACCUACUAAGCGUCAGACACAAUGCACGGAUCCGGGUUAAGACAUAUGCGGAUGAGGCAACGCCAGUUCCGAGCGUCACGCCCUUGUACGAUGGCGCCAACUGGUACGAGCGAGAGGUUUACGAUUUGUUUGGUGUUUUCUUCCUCGGCCACCCGGACCUACGACGAAUUAUGACCGACUACGGUUUCGAAGGUCAUCCUUUGCGAAAGGACUUCCCUCUAACCGGGUACACCGAGCUCCGAUACGACGAGGAGAAGAAGCGCAUCGUCACGGAGCCGUUAGAGUUAACCCAGGCUUUCCGUAACUUUGAGGGAGGCUCGACGGCUUGGGAGCCGGUCGGGCCUGGUACCGAUCGCAAGCCUGACAGUUUUAAGCUGCCUACACCAAAGCCUGAGGAGAAGAAGGAAGAGCCUAAGAAAUAGAUGUCGAUUAUCCGUCGUGUACAUAUAUGUGAUACAAUUGACAUUGUUGCUAUUUGGUAUCGUCGUCGCAUUCUUUAUCCCUAUCACGAAAUGAGGCUAGCUAAGGCAUACAUAUUCAUAAUAUGCCAUCGGGUGGCAAACUCAUGCCCACACUCAUGCCCACGUUCAUGAAUACUAUAGAGUAUAACAACUGGUAUACCUAUCUCGAAAACUAAUUACCUAUGCCAGUAACUACCCGGCAUACACCACUAGAUCACCUCACCUAAUUUUAGGGCUGGAAAUAUUCAAUACCGAUUUCCACCUUCUUGCUCGGCGUAUUGGGCUCAGGUAUCGGUGUCUUCGCUGCUGGAGCUUGAAGUCCGCUGACCUGGGACUUGCGGCUUCCCUGAGGCUGUGUUGCCGGGCAACUCAUUGCAUUAUUUGUGUUUGUAAGUGCUCAAGGCCGCAG
Hypoxylon fragiforme is the source of this 1510-nucleotide messenger RNA. RefSeq lists its product as uncharacterized. The record is from RefSeq and is a predicted model, not a curated record. The transcript has 4 exons. The coding region runs from base 190 to 1062 and encodes 290 amino acids. Gene Ontology annotation, molecular function: NADH dehydrogenase (ubiquinone) activity. NCBI's taxonomy places the organism in Eukaryota, Fungi, Ascomycota, Sordariomycetes, Xylariales, Hypoxylaceae.